UGCUGCCUUCGCCCCAUUCGCCCCCCCCAGCCUGGAAGCGCUGCUGGAACUGACCCAGCUCCCCGACGCCGCCCCCCGCGCCGCCUCCUACGAGGCCCUGGGCAGCCUUUUGGGGGUCAUUUCCGGGACGGACCGGGCGUUACGGGCGCUGAUGGAGGCGGUACGGAAGGAAGAAGGGGCGCCCGCGGCCGCCGCGGCGCUGGAGGCGUUGGGGAAAGGAUUGGGACCCCAAACGCCCCCCGACUUACGCGGCCCCAUCGCCCGCCUGCUCGCCGACACCAUCCUGGGCAAGCUGCCGUGUCAGAAGGACGAGAGCGAGGAGGAGGAGGCGCUGCUGGUGCUGGCGGGGGAUGGGCUGGUGGCGCUGCAGGUGGGGGAGGGGCUGCUGCGGGAGCUCCUGCCCGUGCUGCUGGACGGACUGCGCCCGUGCCGCGCCGUGGGUCGCCGCUGUUGGUCGUCGGGGCUGCUGGCGCUGCUCUGCCCCACACUUGGGGGUCUGGAGGGGCUCCGCGUGGGCCCCGCGCUGGGGGGGGCCCUGAGGGACACCGAACCCUCCGUGAGAGCCAACGCCCUCUGCGCCGUGGGGCGCCUCCCCCUUUGGGCUCCGGGCCGAGCGUUGGUGCUCCGAGCGCUGUGCGAGGAGGAACCGGGAAGGGUGAGGGACAACGCCUGCGCGGCACUGGUGCGGAACUGGGAGCACUGGGAGAGCCCUGAGGCGCUGGGGCUGUUGCUGCGGGCGCUGCCGAUCUCGGAGGACCUCGAGGAGGAAUCACCGGUGCUGGAGGGGCUCCUGCGGCUGCACCGGGGGCGCCCGCGCGCGCUGUGGCCCCACGCGGCCGAGCUGCCCCGGGCCUGCGCCAACGCCGUGGGGAGCGACCGCCUGAGCCCGGAGCUGCGGGAGGCGCUGCUGGCGCUGCUGCGCGAGGUGUGGGGGCGGCUGCCCCACGGCGUUCCAGGAGGGGCUCCACCGCCUGCCCCACGGCGAGGCCCAGCGCCUGCGCCAGGCCCUGGAGGCGGUGGGGCCGUGACUCUCUCCCCCCCCCACUUCCGGUGUGACGUCACCGCGGCGGAGCAAUAAACGGCUCCUCCCCCCCGGAAGUGGGGGAGAGGGGCGUUCCCGGAAGUGCCCGGGGCGGUACCGGAAGUGCCGCGGCUCAGAGCGGGGGGGGCCCGCGCGGCCCCGAGCGCAGCGCGAUCGGCCCGAAGGGGCGGGGCUGGAAC
Cuculus canorus (common cuckoo) is the source of this 1221-nucleotide messenger RNA. RefSeq names its product importin-4-like. The coding region runs from base 152 to 1078 and encodes 308 amino acids. The transcript has 10 exons. NCBI's taxonomy places the organism in Eukaryota, Metazoa, Chordata, Aves, Cuculiformes, Cuculidae. The record is from RefSeq and is a predicted model, not a curated record.